UAAUUUUGUCACGUGACGUGACUUCCGCUGACGGUUUAGUAGCAAGAUGGCGGCGGGCGGUAGCGGCGGCGAUGAUGCGUUUCAGACCUUCUACACAGAGGUGAAGCAGAUCGAGAAGAGAGACUCGGUUUUAACCUCCAAACAGCAGAUCGACAGGUUACUGCGACCAGGAGCCUCAUACUUCAAUCUCAACCCGUUUGAGGUUCUUCAGAUCGAUCCUGAAGCCACAGACGAGGAGCUGAAGAAGCGUUUCAGACAGCUGUCCAUCCUCGUCCAUCCAGACAAGAACCAGGACGAUGUGGAUCGAGCCCAGCAGGCCUUCGAAGCAGUCGAUAAGGCCUAUAAGAUGCUGCUGGAGCCGGAGCAUAAGAAGAAGGCGCUGGAUGUGAUCCACGCGGGGAAGGAAUACGUGGAGCACAUGAUGAGCCAGCAGAAGAAGCAGCUCAAGAAGGACGGGAAGCCCACAGAGGUGGAGGAAGACGACCCGGAAGUGGUACGUUCACGCCUCGACACGUUUGUGUCACGUGACACUGAGAUGCUUCUGCGUGAUGAAUGUUUGACAUGAAGGUCAGGAUUUCAUACAGACACUAAACGCAAAAACUGUUUACGUGCACUGGGCAACUCUGUGAUUUUGGUCUGUUUUGCUUCCAUAUCAUGUCUACGAAAGAGGAUAAGGGC
Molecule: messenger RNA, 678 nt
Organism: Sinocyclocheilus anshuiensis
Lineage: Eukaryota; Metazoa; Chordata; Actinopteri; Cypriniformes; Cyprinidae
Product: dnaJ homolog subfamily C member 8-like
Exons: 6
Coding region: 47-565 (172 amino acids)
Cellular component (GO): nucleus
Source: RefSeq, a predicted model, not a curated record